AGUUUGCCUGGCAAUAUGUUGAAUGUUGAGAGUAAAGGAGGCUGCUGCUCAAAAGUUAUUAUUGUUUUUAUUAUGGAUAUUGUCCUGUAUGACUCAUACAAUGUUAAAAUUUAAAGUAUGUGGCAGAAGUAUGUGUGCCUAAAUUAAGAUCACUUAUGUUUGGUUAUAGUCUCUAAAUAUGUGUAUCUAUUUGUAUACAUUGAAUGUAUUUUAUAAUCAAGAGAGACAAAUACAGCGUGCACAGCUAUUCAUGAAUCAGACUGUUUGCUGAACAGAGAACUAGAAUUAACGGUAAGGGAGUGCAUGUGACAAUUUUCUUUCCUGAGCCACUCAGUAAUGUACCUGUGCUCCUGUACCCCGUACCGGGUGGCACUUUGCCUCCUUGGGAAGUGCUUUGCUGAGCAGCUUGAGGAGCUGGCUACUCCCCUUCCUGCCCUAGUGUCAGUCCCAGCAGUAUAAAAGGGCCUCUUGGGGUGGUCUGUGCUGGGUGUAGCUGAUACGGCAGCAGGAAGAGGGCUUGUUCUGGGCACUGCUACUAGAAAAACUGGGUUAGAGUGUAGCUACCACCAAGCCUAAGCUAUAUAAAAAUGCGUGAAAUCGUGCAUCUUCAGAUUGGCCAGUGUGGGAACCAAAUCGGAGCUAAGUUCUGGGAGGUGAUAAGUGAUGAACACGGGAUUGACAUCGCUGGAAACUACCAUGGGGAUGCAUCACUGCAGCUUGAGCGAAUUAAUGUGUACUUCAAUGAAGCUUACUCCCAUAAAUUCGUGCCCCGCUCUAUCUUGGUGGACCUGGAACCUGGUACGAUGGACAGUGUACGGUCUAGUAAAAUAGGCCCACUCUUUCGACCUGACAAUUUUAUUCAUGGUAACUCAGGUGCUGGAAACAACUGGGCUAAAGGCCAUUACACAGAAGGCGCGGAACUGAUUGAAAACGUCAUGGAUGUGGUCAGGAAUGAAUGUGAGAGCUGUGACUGCCUUCAAGGGUUCCAGCUCAUCCAUUCGCUUGGUGGUGGUACAGGCUCAGGUAUGGGCACGCUCCUCAUCAACAAAAUCAGAGAAGAAUAUCCCGACAGGAUUAUGAACACUUUCAGUGUUGUGCCUUCUCCUAAGGUAUCCGACACAGUCGUAGAGCCGUAUAAUGCCAUCCUCUCCAUCCAUCAACUAAUAGAGAAUACAGAUGAAACCUUCUGCAUUGACAAUGAGGCUCUAUAUGAUAUAUGUUUUAGAACUUUAAAGCUCACCAAUCCCACCUAUGGUGACCUCAAUCACUUAGUGUCUCUAACAAUGAGUGGUGUCACAACCUCACUCCGUUUUCCUGGUCAACUGAAUGCAGAUCUGAGGAAGCUGGCUGUUAACAUGGUGCCCUUUCCCCGCCUGCAUUUCUUUAUGCCUGGCUUUGCUCCACUGACAGCUCGAGGUAGCCAACAGUACAGAGCCCUCUCAGUGCCAGAGCUUACUCAACAAAUGUUUGAUGCACGCAACAUGAUGGCAGCCUGCGACCCUCGUCGUGGACGUUACUUGACUGUGGCAUGCAUCUUCAGAGGCCGAAUGUCUACCAGAGAGGUGGAUGAACAGUUGCUGGCUGUUCAGACCAAGAAUAGUUCUUACUUUGUAGAGUGGAUUCCUAAUAAUGUCAAAGUGGCCGUGUGCGACAUACCACCACGAGGACUGAAGAUGGCUGCUACCUUCAUUGGCAAUAACACAGCCAUUCAGGAACUCUUCAUCAGGGUUUCGGAACAGUUCUCGGCUAUGUUCAGAAGAAAAGCAUUUCUCCAUUGGUAUACUGGGGAAGGUAUGGAUGAGAUGGAGUUUUCUGAAGCAGAAGGCAACACCAAUGACCUUGUGUCCGAGUACCAGCAGUACCAGGAUGCCACUGCAGAUGUUGAGGAAUUUGAAGAGGUAGAAGUGGAGGCCAGCCCAGAAAAGGAAGCAGCGUAAAACCAAUGGCAAUACCAAAAUACUCUCCAAAUGAACCUGUUGAUGCUCACUAAAGAAAAAGCAGUAGCCAUCAUCCACAUAGCCAAAAAUAACCUCACCAUUUUUUUUCUCUGCAUCCAAUAUUACAAUGCUUUUGAGAUUAAUGGCAGCUAUGCUUUACUCUCCUAAGCAACUGCUGACACUCAAUCUCUCUCAAAAAACCAGCCACUAUGAAGACAAGCUGUCUCACAACAGCCUUUCUCGUAAAUGUAUUCACUUUUACAAUAUUAUUGCCAGACACUGAAUGUAACAUACAGCCUGUGUGUGUAUAUAUCAAGAUCAUAAGCAACAGCAGAAUAUGCUAUCAACUCAUAUUUAUUUUCAGGUAAACAGUCUGUGUGUUAUUUGUGAACUUGUCCCUGUUUAAGGAAUCUGUAAGGCCUAUAGAGGCAGCAUCGAUUUUAUUACACAGUCUAUAGAUAUGGAUCUGAGACAAGUUCAGGUCCUUAAAACUGCAGGGGAAGGGAAACAUGGGGCAAAAAAUGCACAUUCUUACCUUUUUUUAAAUACUUUAGUAGUUGUAUCACAUCACUGGCUUAUAUUAUUGCAGAGCUUGUUUUCGUGACUGCUUGGUUUGUUUCUAUUUCAAACUAUAGACUGAGUUACAUUAGCAUGCAAAGUUGUGAGUACUGUCUAAAAGUAUUUUUCCCCCAGGUACUAACUAUUGUACAUUUUCUUCCUGUUGUUCAGUACAAAAUGGAUGGAAUGGUUUGCAGCUAGUUAGAUAAUCGCUAAAUCAGAAAUAUAUCUUGACUUCAAGAAAAGAAGUCUCCUGUCAUUCCAUCUAUCUACUUAAGAUUGUAUUUAUAAUAUUCUUUAAAAUAAAAAGUAUAUACCAUUCUAUCAAAUACUUCAAUACUUGAAACAUUUGAUAGACAAAAAUAAUAAAUGGAAGAUGAACACCAUGAUAACAGAGAAUUUUAAAGCCAGCAGCACACCACUUCCAGCAGAGGGAACUGUCAGAGGGAUUUUUAAUUAUGAAAAUUAUACACCUGUAGUCCUGGUUGACAUCGGUUUUAGUGAAGGAAAUUUUUUUCUGAAGUCAUCAAUAAUCAUUGAAAUGAAGUAGGCAGAAACAUUUUAAGAAACAAUUAAAUCUCUCACUCUUUGAUGGACCUGAAAUAUCAGCAUGAAAUCCAACAAG
This is a messenger RNA of Cuculus canorus (common cuckoo), 3120 nucleotides long. RefSeq names its product tubulin beta 1 class VI (gene TUBB1). The transcript is spliced from 4 exons. Gene Ontology annotation, molecular function: GTP binding; GTPase activity; structural constituent of cytoskeleton. Gene Ontology annotation, cellular component: microtubule; cytoplasm. The coding region runs from base 588 to 1937 and encodes 449 amino acids. The record is from RefSeq and is a predicted model, not a curated record. Lineage: Eukaryota; Metazoa; Chordata; Aves; Cuculiformes; Cuculidae. Gene Ontology annotation, biological process: microtubule cytoskeleton organization; mitotic cell cycle.